This is a messenger RNA of Anneissia japonica, 1379 nucleotides long. Its product is annotated as tigger transposable element-derived protein 6-like. The transcript is spliced from 2 exons. The record is from RefSeq and is a predicted model, not a curated record. Bases 22 to 981 code for a protein of 319 amino acids. Gene Ontology annotation, molecular function: DNA binding. NCBI's taxonomy places the organism in Eukaryota, Metazoa, Echinodermata, Crinoidea, Comatulida, Comatulidae. Gene Ontology annotation, cellular component: nucleus.
CGAAUUUUCAUCAUUAUCAUUAUGGCGACCAAACGAAAACGAACUGAACUUGAUGUAGCAAUGAAACUCCGAUUGAUCGACGACAUAGAGAGCGGGAUGAAACGAAUUGAAGUAGCUCAGAAAUAUGGUGUGGGGAAAUCAACGCUCAGUGACAUCUACAGGGCCAAAGACAAAUGGAAAUCCAAAAAGGAAGAAAGUACAGGGGCGAAAUUUAGAUUUGUGAAAACUAAAUUUAGCGAUUUGAAUCAGUUGAUGUUGGUGUGGUUCCGGACAGCGAGGGAUAAGAACAUUCCGAUUAGCGGACCAUUAAUAAAAGCAAAGGCGACGCAAUUUGCAGAACAACUAAACAUAACCGACUUUGGAGCAUCUGAUGGAUGGUUAACAAAAUGGAAACAACGAAACGAAAUCAAACAAGUGGCGGUAUGCGGUGAAAGUGGGGAUGUUGACCAGACCAUUGUAACUGAAUGGAAAAGCAAGAUUGCCGAUUUAUGUGCUGGUUACCAACCUGAGGAGAUAUUCAACUGCGAUGAAACAGGCCUGUACUUUAGAGCACUACCAGACCGCACCCUAGCUGAGAAGCAAGAUGAUGUGACCGGAAUUAAAACUUCCAAAGACCGGAUUACUGUGAUGUUUACGUGCAGCAUGGCUGGUGAAAUACUUAAACCUAUGGUAAUUAACCGUGCCGAAAACCCACGAUGCUUUAAGAACAUUAAGAAGGAUCGACUGCCUGUUGUAUGGGAAGCAAAUCGCAAAGCGUGGAUGACUGGGGCACUAUUCAUUCUCACGCUAAGGCAAACCAAGCGGUCCCAACAUAAGGCUAUCGAUUUCAUAAAAACAAUUGCGCAUGACACUUUGACUGUCACCUCUGUCUGUUUUCUAUUGGCUGACGCAGUUCAGGGGGCGCUGCAUAAGUUAGCAUUUAUUUUAGCAUUCAGUGAUGCCAGUGGCAUCGAAAACCAAUCAAGCGUGCAACCACCUUGAAGCGAAGUAGAUUGGCGACCGAACGAAAAAUAACACUGACACUUAUUAUAAAUUACGAUACAGGUACACAUUAAGUUGAUUUGUGUAAACUUUUAUUGAUAAUAGACUCCGACACAAAGAAAUACGUACGUACAACAUAAGUAAUGUAAAAAUAAAGUAAAACAUGAAUUUUAAAUGACGUUCUCAAGUCAGUAGGCCUACACGGUACAUGAUGCUGUGUGGUGUACCUGUAGUAGUAAAACCAAUUUCAGAAAAAUAAUUAUUGAAGUGAAGUGUCAUAAACAUAAUUAUCUCCAAUUUUCAAAACAUUGGGGGUUUUGUUAAAUUGUUUACCAGGUUUUAAUACUGAAUUUAUCAUUUCUCAAACUUGUUUAAUGUUUGUUUUAACUUGAUCAUUU